Molecule: messenger RNA, 1822 nt
Organism: Daktulosphaira vitifoliae (grape phylloxera)
Lineage: Eukaryota; Metazoa; Arthropoda; Insecta; Hemiptera; Phylloxeridae
Product: major facilitator superfamily domain-containing protein 9-like
Exons: 3
Coding region: 362-1567 (401 amino acids)
Biological process (GO): transmembrane transport
Cellular component (GO): membrane
Molecular function (GO): transmembrane transporter activity
Source: RefSeq, a predicted model, not a curated record
AGUUAAACUAUUGUAUAUUCGCUGUACGUUUGAUUUCUGAUCGUGUAUAAAAUUAUGGAUACUAAUAAUUAUUUGUGUAAAUAACAUUAAUGAACCAGUUAAAACCUUUAGUAAUUAAAUUUCAAUAAAAUUAUAAUAAAAAUUGCAAAAUUGAUAAUUAUGGAUGGUAUUAUUCAUUUGUUUUUAUACAUUCAAAUUAAUUUUUGCUGUGUACAUUAGUUGAAACUCGACAAAAAGUAUUGAUACUGUAUUUAAAAAUUAUAUGACACAUUGUAUAAAAAAUAUAUGAAUGAAAUAUAUUUCAGUUAAUUUAUUUUAAUUCAAUAUAGUAGAUUACAUAAAUGUGUAAUGAAAAAAAAACAUGUAUAAACAAAAUUUUCCUGAAAAUUUAAAAUAUUCAUACAUUUAUAUCAUAGUAUUUUUGGAUUUAGUUGGUAUUAGUUUAAUCAUUCCAGUACUGGGAACACAUUUGAGAAGUAUCGGAGCUAGUCAUUUUCAAGUAGCACUUUUAAGUUCUACUUAUUCAGCUCUUCAAUUUUUAUCUGGCACUUUUAUUGGUGCUCUUAGUGAUAAAUAUGGUCGUAAAAAUAUACUUCUUUUAACUUUAAGUAUUUGUGCACUGGCAUACUUUGUUUUAGGUAUUAUAAAAUCUUUUGUUCUUAUAGCUGUAGUCCGUCUUAUUCAAGGGUGUGUAAAACACACUCAACUUUUAUGUAAAAUUUUAAUUAAUGAUAUUGUACCACCAGAGCAACAAACAGCAGCAUAUGGUUGUAUGAAUGGCUUUGCUGCAUUAUCGUUCAUUAUUGGUCCAAUUGUUGGUGGUCAUCUUAUGGAAAAAAAUGAAGGAUUUUAUAUUUUAGCUUGCUGUACUGCUAUUGUUUUUUUACUUAAUGUCCUAGUUAUAUGGCUGACAGUUCCUAAUACAUUAGUUAUAUUAAAUCCAAAAACUUUAAAUAAAAAUAUAAAAAAUUCAUCUCCAUUUAAUGAUCUAUUGGAAGUUGAUUGGAAGGAAUGUUGGCCUGCGUUUUCUUUGAAAAUGUUAGGCGCAGCCUCAAUGUUUGCAUAUUACAACUCUGUUAGCUUAGCAAUAAAAGAAAAGUUUAGUUUAUCACCAAGUGAAGCUGGGUAUACAGGAGCUAUUCAAGGAUUUACUGGGGGAAUUACUGGGUUUUCAGCUGGUAGUAUUGAACAUUUAUUUAUGUUCAAAAACCCAUUUUCUAAGUGUUAUUAUUCUUUUUUUUUACUUGGAACUGGAUUUUGCACUCUAGCAUUAUCUCCUACUGUAACUAUAUUUACUUUAGCACUCAUACCAAUCACUAUUUCUAGUACAUUGCUUAGGGGAUAUAACAAUGAAAUAUUAUAUGAAAUUAGUUCAGUUGAUCAUAGAGGACUAAUUGCUGGCGCAGGAGCUAGUGUUACUGCAAUAUCAAGAUUUAUAUCACCAUUGUUAUGUGGAUUAACAAUGGAUAUUUUUGGUAGUAGUUCUGGUUUUAUUUUGUCUGCUAUAUUUGCAUUUGCUGGUGCAUUUUUAUCAAAAAUGCUUUCUAAAAAAUCUAAAAAUGAUUGAUACUAACAUUAAAACCAAUAAUAUUUAAAAAUUGACUAUUUAUGUUGUAUAAAUUUCAAAUAUUUAAAUAAUAUUCUAAUUUUUAAUAUUUAAAAUUAUGUACUGGGUUUCAAUUUGAAAUAUGAUGCUAUUAGUUUAAGUGUAAGUUAUUAUUGUUAUUUAAUAGUAGUUAAAUUUUAUAUUAAAAUAUUAUAUAUGUUUAUGUUAAUUUUAAGGAAUUUAAAUUUAUGACUUUGAAAAGAUUACUAUUUUAAA